AUCAAGGGUCGGGUACAAUUGAAGAUGUUUCUGACUGUAUUAAAUUUUUAUGGACACUUUUAACUUAUGACACCGAUGUCAUUGAAGGUGGGAAAAAAUUGUGAAUGACACCGUCUACUUGGUGCGAGAAAAUUAGUUCACACAAGUUAAUUAAGGAAUAUUUAGUAAUCAUCUCUUGUCAAGGUGAACGUUGGUGCUUGUGGAUAACAUACGGUUACAUACAUGUUUCAGGGUUGGUUUUCCAUUACCUUCAUGAUUAAAUACUUUACUUCAUCACAAACUUUGUUAUAUCACGCACUGCCUUCACCUUAUGUGGAUUGCAAUUAACAGAAUUCAUUCUGAACUUUUCUCCAUCCGUGGUAAACAAUUGCGAACUAUUCAAGCCACAUUACCCACACACAGACAUAUCGAUAUUUAUAUCCUACGCAUUCACCCCCUAACAUCCGUCCUGUACCUCUGUGUCUUUCAUUUGCCUUACUCCUGCGCUAUCGUCCCGUUACAGAAAUUCCUGUUUUCUCAGGACUUCUGCUACCUAUUAUUUAUGGCCCUCUCUCUCUCUGCUUUGUUUUUGUAAACAUUUAAUGCAGUCAGAGACAUCUUCAAUUGUACCCGACCCCUGAUAAAUACAACAUCAGACUUCUUAAUCCGGCUUCCAGGAAUACGAUGUAAUACCUAUUUCUUUACUACUCACAAGGGGCUAAAAAAACAAACUCAGUUGUGUUAGAAGUGUCCAAGUGAUUAAUGUAUUUUAUAUUAAUUAUCGAGGAGCUGUUUAAAAGUUGAGAAAUGUCUGUUAUAAAUAGAUGAAGGCUUUCACCACCGAUUGUCCCUAUAACUGUAUCUACAUGGUUAAAAAAAAAAAACUCAGUUGUGUUAGAAGUGUCCAAGUGAUUAAUGUAUUUUAUAUUAAUUAUCGAGGAGCUGAUUAAAAGUUGAGAAAUGUCUGUUAUAAAUAGUAAUCUGAACAGGCCCAAAAAAGUACAGACUAGAGAAAAAGUGCUCCAGUGUCAAAUCUGUGGGAAGUUUUUUACUCACAAAUCAAAUCUUGUUAUUCACAGACGUACUCACACCGGAGAAAAACCGUUUCACUGUGAAAUAUGUUUGAAGUUUUUUGUUUCUAACAGUAAUUUAACAAAACACAAACGGAUACAUAGCGGGGAUAAACCUCAUCGUUGUGAAAUAUGCGGGAAAUCUUUUAUCACCAACGAUCACUUAAAACGACAUCAACGAAUCCACACGGGCGAAAAGCCAUAUCACUGUGAAAUUUGCGGUAAAUCAUUUUCUAGUAAUUCUAACGUUGUGGUUCACAAGCGAAUGCAUACGGGAGAACGGCCCAAUUUUUGUCAAAUUUGCGGUAAAUCGUUUGUAAAUAACAGUGACUUAACGAGGCAUAAACGGAUUCACACGGGGGAAAAACCAUAUCGUUGUGAAAUAUGCGGAAAAUCUUUUAGUAGUAAUGGUGAAUUGAAAAAACAUGGAAGACUUCACACUGGCGAAAAACCUUAUCGUUGUGAAAUAUGUGGUAAAUCUUUUACACGGAAUUCUGGUCUUGUUAUCCACAAUCGUACUCACACGGGUGAAAGACCCUUUCAUUGUGAUAUUUGCGGCAAGUCUUUCACUCAGAAUCCAAAUCUUGUGAUGCACAAAAAGAUACAUUUUGGAGAGAAACCGUUUGACUGAGUAUUAAUGUGGAGGGAAAACGUUUUCUGACACUUCAAUUCUUGCAGUUCACAAAUAUAGCCCACGCUGGAGAAAAACCUUAUCAGGAAAUCAUUCACUGAUGUCUCGUUUUGUAAUUCAUAAUAAAAAACACACUGGAUAAAGAAGUUUCACUGUGAAAUUGUUGGAAAUGUAUGUGGAAUUCUCUUUUUAUCUACAAUCAGGUGAAAAUCUUUUUGUUGUAAAAUAUUGUCUCAGAACCCAAAAGAAAUCUGUGAGGUAUACUAGCCAUCUCAAUAUGGCUAACCACUAAGGGUGGGUGUUACUGUAGCUUGUAGCCAG
This is a messenger RNA of Octopus sinensis (East Asian common octopus), 2001 nucleotides long. RefSeq names its product zinc finger protein 596-like. The transcript has 2 exons. Gene Ontology annotation, biological process: regulation of transcription by RNA polymerase II. Gene Ontology annotation, cellular component: nucleus. The record is from RefSeq and is a predicted model, not a curated record. Lineage: Eukaryota; Metazoa; Mollusca; Cephalopoda; Octopoda; Octopodidae. Gene Ontology annotation, molecular function: DNA-binding transcription factor activity, RNA polymerase II-specific; RNA polymerase II cis-regulatory region sequence-specific DNA binding. Bases 940 to 1680 code for a protein of 246 amino acids.